UUGUGAAGCGCAUUAACUCGGAUCAGAUGGAGGAGUCUCAGCGCAGCUCCUUCAAAUCCGCCACAUUUUCAGCACCACUGCGUGACUGUGCUGCGCCUCAACUCCACUCCAUAGUGUGAGCGGUAACAGAGAUCUUCUCCUCAUUCUUUGAAAGUUCACAUCAGAUGCAAAUCCAUCUUCCGCUUCAUCUUUAGCUGGAAAUUGCGGGUGAACACCGCGUCCCUGUUGCUUUCCACAGCGGCCAGAGAUUUCCAGUAUGGGAUGAUCGGAUUAAUACCAUCAGAGUGUUGCGUUUUGGAGACGCAGCAGCAGUAACACUUCACACGUUUGUAGCGUUGACUUCAGGACUCACUCUGGACCUUUGGAAUCAGAGUUCAUCAAUAUUGUGUGUGGAUAUUUCAGUAGCCCAGGACUGCGUUUCUCAUAGUCUAAGGAUAUUUUUCAUAUCCUUAGACUUUAACCUGGCAAACAAGGACCUGGUAACUGGUAUAAUGGCCUACUGAAGCCUUUUCAUUAUUGUUAAUGACAUUCAAGGAUCACACUGGGGUUGACUGAAGCACAUUUCACGUUCCUUUGUGCUUUCGGCCCGCUCCGGACCCUUCUCACAUGGACCCAUCCAUGGCAGUAAGACGGUGCUCUGUGAUUUUCCACUAACCCGUUCAUUGGUAGUGUGUUUGAGCGGGAACGGGGUGGGAGGAGGAUGCAGGCCGGGCUGCGGGUACUGUGUGCCGGUGGAGGCGCUUCUCUCUGCUGCCUGCUCCUUCUAGGGCUCAUCUACACACACCUCCUUAAAGAAGGUCAGUUGGCGGUGGGCACGUGCGAGAUUGUGAUGUUAAACAGAGACAGCAGUCAGCCAAAGCGCACCAUCGCCAGACAGACGGCCCGCUGUGCCUGUAGGAGAGGCCAGAUCGCAGGCACCACACGGGCACGACCUGCAUGCGUGGACGCGCGGAUAGUGAAAAGCAGGCAGUGGUGUGAGAUGACCCCGUGUUCAGACGGAGAAAUCUGCGGCCUGCUGCUCAAUCACUCUGGCUGGACCUGCACCAAGGGAGGAGGACGAAUAAAAACCGUCACACCACUGCCCAAGGAGCCAUCUUAAAGGAUAUCAGCUUAGAGGAGGUCUACUGACAUUCAUGUGAACAUCGCAGACCAGAAGACAUCCAUCAGACCAGCACAUCUUAUCCAUCUUCGCACCCUGGAGCUAAAACAAGAAACCCACCACCACCACCACCACCACCUCCAACCCACCAGCCUCCUCCACCUUCUCCACACUUACAGAAGCCUGAAUCUUUGGACUUAGACAGUCAAGCACCUUUAGUGGGAUAUUUAGCGUCAUCCUUCUUGUUUUUUUUUUUUUUUUUCUUUGGAAAAUGAAUUUUAAAACCCAUAAAUUUCAAAUUUGCUGGAAAGUAGGUGAUAGGCCAGAAGAAGCACAUUGCUUCAAGUCUCUGAAGAUGCAGAAUGACCUGCUGACACGGAGUGUAGGAGUAUAACAUAAUUCUGUUUGGGAUCUUGGAUGCUCCAGUGUCCGAAAAA
This is a messenger RNA of Tachysurus vachellii, 1536 nucleotides long. It is a transcript of the gene tafa5l, whose product is annotated as TAFA chemokine like family member 5, like. The record is from RefSeq and is a predicted model, not a curated record. Bases 701 to 1099 code for a protein of 132 amino acids. Lineage: Eukaryota; Metazoa; Chordata; Actinopteri; Siluriformes; Bagridae. The transcript has 6 exons.